ACGUCGUUUCCUGGUUCGUGAUGGCGGUCGAUUUGACUCCUAGGUUUAGAAGAUUAAACAGUCAAACGCGAAGCAUGCGGGAAAAUGCUCAAAUAGGUUCUUCUGGACCAUUUCGGGCCACUCAGCUUUGGAGGAGUCUAAUCCUUGCUCUGCACUCACAGCUAGAGGUGAGGCCGCGGAGGAAGCACCUGCGCACGCACAGCGACUGCUUUACGGGCUCGGAUGCGGUGGACGUGUUGCUCAGCCACCUGAUGCAGAACAUAUACUUCUGCUCCAGCGAGGUGUCCCGUCUCAAGGCCACCCGCCUCUGCCAGGCCCUGAUGGAGGCCAGGGUGUUUGAACCUGUUGGCACCAAGCUGUUCCGCCGCCAGAAGGACGCGGUGUUUGAAGACUCCAGUUGUAGCCUGUACCGCUUCCUGGACAGGGAUGCCUUGCCCGGCUCAAACGAGAAGCAGAGUGGGGAAGAGGAUAUGAGACCGGAUGAGAUCAGCUGGAGGAGGAGAAAAAAUCCCAGAUUGGAUCAAUUGAGGACAAUCUCCAACCCUCUUGCCAUGGAGUCCUCAGACAGGAGGCUAGAGAAGCUGCUGCAGACCAUCAAUCUGCACCCCUCCACCCCUUCAGCCCUGAUGACCGCUGCCCCUGCCAGCUUCCUGUCCAAGACCGUGGUAGAAGAGGUGUGGAAGCAGCAGACCUUUGUGCAGUUGCUGCAGAUUGUAGAGCUGCCCAUCCUGGACUGCAUCCUGACCUCUCCAGGCAAGACUGAGCUGCAGAGAGCUGCCCCAUUGAGUAACCACACUGACCUGGUCAUCUCCAACACCUGUGUGGACCGAGAAGUCACCCAGAGCCUCAACCUUCCCGAGAUGGAUUUUUGGUUGGCUGCUGCUGCUGACUGCCUGGAGCACUUCCCGGACCAGCUGAUUGUGGUGGCAGGGGAGCACCUCCAGCAGGGCAGUGUUGUUGGGGAGAAGAGCCUGUCUGCACAGAAGAGGCUGCUGUUCGACGCCAUUGCCAAGUACUACAGCGGCCAGGAGAGGGCGCCCUUGCUUACUGGCCGUUAUCUCGACAUCCAUAUUGCCAUACUGGAACUGCUUGACUGUGGGAAGCAGGAACACGCCCUCACGGCCUCCCAGCUGUGUCUGCGGCUGCUGCAGCCGGACACGAGAGCCGAGCUCCACAGUCUGCUGGGCUUCAUGGCAGCAGCUGCGCAGCCAGAGUCUGUCCGCCUGCAUAGACAGGCAGACAACCGAGCGACGGUCGUUCGGACCUUCCUGAAGGCCAUCGUUCAGAGUAACGCCCUGACCCGUACUCAGAGUGAGGAACUGGUUCUGUUUCUGAUGGACAACCAGUCCCAACUCUUCAAGACCCCAGCAUCAUUGACUGAGGCUGUCGGAAAGACCCUGCAAGCUUUGCAGCAAGGAGGGGAUGCCGAUAUAACAACAACGUUCUCGUUCUGCCAGCGUGUGACAGUGGAGCAGUAUGAGGACCAGAGGGAGAAAGCCACUCUGGAAAGCCUGAAGCAGCUCAUCCGUCACAUCAGCCUGAGCGCCUCCAUGCCUCUGAAGGACAAGAGAAGGCUCAUCAAGGACUUCCAGAAGCACCAUCCAGUGGUCUUCCUCCAGCAUUUCUCCAGCACCUUCUAGUGUGAGCACUGCAACACCGUGACAAAAAGUAAUCCGUUCUGGCUUUCCCUCACUCAUUCAUGCAGCGGACACGCUGGUUGGCCUGGGCGGUCCGUUUUGGGGUGUCAUUAGCUCAGAAUCCGUGUUCAAGUUUUUGACGAGAAAUGGCUAACUUAUAGUAGGAAUCGAUUAUUUCUCACCUCAACACUAAUGUUACUUGGUACUCUGAUGUAUGAGCAUUAAAUGUAAAUGAUUAGCACUAAGUCCAAACACUGUAGCUAGGCUGCCUGCUGCAACUACUGGGUGCAAUAGCAUUGUAAUUCCUUGAAAUUAACUUAAUUUUUAAUUCUUUGGUGAUAGCCUUUUAUUCAGUUGCUCGUUUUGUUUAUUUCCACUGUUAAUGUUUUAAUGUUCUUACCCAGGAGGUUACAGUGUCAGUUAUGGAAGCCACACAGCAGAUCAAACUGCUACUGUACUGUACUGAAGGCAAAAUAAUUUGCUUGCCUCAUGAUUUACCUGUGAAGCUCUUGCUAGAUGAUUGGUCAAGCAAAGGAGUAUAAUUGGUGCAUAGAUUUUAAGCAUCUGAAGAGUAAAUGAGUGAUGUUUUGACCACCUGACAUUUCUAUUAAUGCUUCUUUGUCAAUGUAUGGGUAAACUCUAACCCUCGCCAUAGGUACUUAUGGAUUAGGCAGGGAUUAAAAAAAAAUAAUAAUAAAUGUUCAGGGAAAGAUCACAAUAAAAAGUUGGACCGUGGUAGUAAAGUACGAGGUUGCUUUUCAAGUGCCAAAUAUAUUUUUGCCCCCCAGAGAAUAUAACCUUUGAAAUUUAGAUCUUGUUGUAAUACAGUAUAGGAGCACAUUAAUCCCGUGCAUAUUCUGCAGUGAUGAACGGAUAAAGGGUACAGAACUGAAUUUAUAUAACUGAAAACAAUUAAAGUAAUUAAUGUUGGGUUUUAAAAAAAUAUGUUGGAACAUGGCAUUCUUUUUGAAUACAUAAAUACAACAGAUUUUUCAAGAGAUGUGGAUAAACAAAUCGUGUGGUUCAGUGAAUGCUAAUUGUUCGUGGGAGUGCUGUACUAUAUUUUAAGGAAGAAAGGGAAUUUUGUGAAAUAAAUAUGAUUUCUAUAAAAAAUUUGAGCAUGGUGAAAGUAAUGCUAACACCAAUCAUUUUCAUGACAUUUUGAAAGGAUACUGAUGUCAGGUGAAGUCGUGUGCUGGUAAAUGUACAUUGCGAGUUAGGGUUUCAGUUGCAUACAGUCCAGUUCAGUUUGGGCUUGUAUGUUUAAUCCCUGACAGUGAUACAGUGAAGGGCAUGAAUCAAAACAACUGGAACCAAGACCACUGCACAGGGGUAGUAAAUUAUUUCGAGAUGUUUUUGAUUGGAAGGACAGUGGCUUCAGUAAAUGGACUCUGCCCUGUGUAUGUUCGUUUUCGGAUAAGUGGUCAGUAAUGGCAGUAAUGACACACACACGAGCGAGCUCACAAGCGAGGGUGUGUAGGCCUAUUCUGUAUUAUUCUCUUGUACAUUUUCCAGAAAACCUCAGGUGAAGAACAAAUAAACUGAGCACUUUUGAGCAAUUUGAAGCCAUGUGCAUAUGUAGCAACAAUUGGGCAAACCAAAUUGACUGAGAUCUGUUUGCAAAUUAAUUCAGUUUUGAUAGAAUUUUCUUGUUCUUAAGCUGUUUUAAAAUAGAAUGUCAAGGUAAUGAAAAUGAAAGGUGCUGAAAAGUUAUAAUCAAAAAAGGAUCUUUGAUUUGCAAACAUUUCUUGACUUCAAUACCAUUGGCCAUUGCUGUUUUCCAUGUUGUAUUUUGAGCAUGGAAUUCUGUGGAAUUCAGGUUACAACAUGGUUGCACUAGAGAUGCACUAAAAUACUGUAUGUGAAACUAACAAAUGUAAUUCACCAGUAACUGAGUCAAUAAAUCUUUAAUUGUG
Molecule: messenger RNA, 3553 nt
Organism: Conger conger (European conger)
Lineage: Eukaryota; Metazoa; Chordata; Actinopteri; Anguilliformes; Congridae
Gene: depdc4
Product: DEP domain containing 4
Exons: 9
Coding region: 21-1640 (539 amino acids)
Biological process (GO): intracellular signal transduction
Source: RefSeq, a predicted model, not a curated record